Molecule: messenger RNA, 1050 nt
Organism: Haliotis rufescens (red abalone)
Lineage: Eukaryota; Metazoa; Mollusca; Gastropoda; Lepetellida; Haliotidae
Exons: 1
Coding region: 1-1050 (349 amino acids)
Source: RefSeq, a predicted model, not a curated record
AUGCCUACACUCAGGCGCACUAAAAGGCGACUUAGAGAUCGUCCGGACCUUUCAAGAAUCCACAAUGACCAAAUCCAGAAGCUAGUUGAGGCAGGAUAUGUAAAGAAACUCACCAAGGAGGAAGUGGAGAAAUCAGAAGAAUCCUGGUAUUUUCCUCACCACAUUGUUGAACACAAUGGGAAGUUUCGCCUGGUAUUUAACUGCUCCUUUGAGCACAACGGCCAAAUCUUGAACAAGCACCUUCUGCCUGGGCAAACAGUCGGAUCAUCACUGCUGGGUGUCUUUCUUCGGUUCCGGCAGCAUGCAGUUGCGAAAUCAGGAGACAUAAAAGCCAUGUUCCAUCAAGUAAGACUGCUUUCUCGUGACAAACCUCUUCUGCGUUUCAUUUGGCGAAACAUGGAACAUGAUCGCCCUCCAGAUGUGUAUGAAUGGCAAGUCCUACCAUUCGGCACCACCUGCUCGCCAUGUUGUGCCAGCUAUGCUUUAUGGAAACAUGUCUCGGAUCACAAAGCUGGCAAUGAAGAAGUACUCAAAUCUGUAGAGGAAUCAUUCUAUGUUGACAAUUGCUUGCAUAGCCUACCUACAGCAACAGAAGCCAAGGAACUUGUACGGAAAAUGAGAGACUUGCUUGCACAAGGUGGUUUCAACAUUAGGCAGUGGACCAGCAAUAUUCCAUCCGUUGUGGCAGACCUUCCGUCCGAUGCUAGAUCGGAAAAUACAGAACUUUGGCUUACCUUCGGCCAGGGUGACUCACUGGAGCCAGCCCUAGGCUUGCGUUGGAACUGUGAAUCUGAUGAGCUCACCUACAAACACAGAACCAUAGAGUAUGAAGAGCUUACCAUGAGAGUGAUCUACAGGGUUCUUGCUAGUCAGUAUGAUCCCAUCGGCUACUUGGCACCAUUCCUUGCACGAGCCAAAAUCAUAGUACAGGACUUGUGGAAGUCAAAGAGAAACUGGAAUGACCCUAUAGAAAAGGGGGACAUCUGUGAAAGAUCUAGAGCUAGAAGAAAUCCCAAUGAUCACUCUACCAAGGUGUUACACACCCCAUAG